This is a messenger RNA of Capsella rubella, 707 nucleotides long. RefSeq names its product dehydration-responsive element-binding protein 1B. Gene Ontology annotation, biological process: regulation of DNA-templated transcription. The coding region runs from base 1 to 672 and encodes 223 amino acids. The transcript has a single exon. Lineage: Eukaryota; Viridiplantae; Streptophyta; Magnoliopsida; Brassicales; Brassicaceae. Gene Ontology annotation, molecular function: DNA binding; DNA-binding transcription factor activity. The record is from RefSeq and is a predicted model, not a curated record.
AUGAACUCAUCAUCAUUCUCUGCUUUCUCUGAAAUGUUUGGCUCCGAUUACGAGUCUCCGGGUUCUUCAGGCGGCGGAGAUUAUUGUCCUACGCUUGCCACGAGCUGUCCCAAGAAACCCGCGGGUCGGAAGAAGUUUCGCGAGACUCGUCACCCGAUUUACAGAGGAGUUCGUCAAAGGAACUCAGGUAAGUGGGUCUCUGAGCUAAGAGAGCCAAACAAAAAAACUAGGAUUUGGCUCGGCACUUUCCAAACCGCCGAGAUGGCUGCUCGUGCUCACGACGUCGCCGCCAUUACCCUCCGUGGCAGGUCAGCCUGUCUCAAUUUCGCCGACUCGGCUUGGCGGCUAAGGAUCCCGGAGUCAACAUGCGCCAAGGAGAUCCAGAAGGCGGCGGCUGAAGCUGCCUUGGCUUUUCAAGAUGAGAUGGGUGAUACGACUACGGCUGCGACUACGACGACUGAUCAUGGCCUUGACAAGGAGGAGACGAUGGUGGAAGCUUCUGUGACGCCGGAACAGAGCGAGUCGUUAUAUAUAGACGAGGAGGCAAUGUUCGGGAUGCCGAGUUUUUUGGAUAGUAUGGCCGAAGGGAUGCUUUUGCCUCCUCCGUCCGUACAAUGGAAUAAUAACUAUGACGUCGACGGCGAUGAUGACUUGUCGCUAUGGAGUUAUUAAUAUUUGAUUAUUAUUAUUACAUUGUUUUAUUUUUU